Messenger RNA from Mandrillus leucophaeus (drill), 2029 nucleotides. It is a transcript of the gene HS6ST1, whose product is annotated as heparan sulfate 6-O-sulfotransferase 1. The coding region runs from base 353 to 961 and encodes 202 amino acids. The record is from RefSeq and is a predicted model, not a curated record. Gene Ontology annotation, molecular function: heparan sulfate 6-sulfotransferase activity. The transcript has 2 exons. Gene Ontology annotation, cellular component: membrane. Lineage: Eukaryota; Metazoa; Chordata; Mammalia; Primates; Cercopithecidae.
AUAUGUGUAUUUAUAUAUGUAGUUAUAUACGUGCUUUUGCAUUUUAGUAGAAGCAUUGGAAAGUAAGCUGCAGACAUUUCCUCAAUAUUUUAGGAAGAUUUUAAACUACUGCUUUGAUUUUUGCUUUUUGAGACUAUUGGGCUGUUUGUGACUUUUAUAUUUGGACAUUUUACACAAAUAAUUUGACAGUUACCCUCUCUCUGUCUCUUACAUGUUCUCCUGGUGCCUCUGACCUGUGGUUGGUGAAAGCAGGAAGUUCUACUACAUCACCCUGCUACGAGACCCCGUGUCCCGCUACCUGAGUGAGUGGCGGCACGUGCAGAGGGGUGCCACGUGGAAGACGUCGUUGCACAUGUGUGACGGGCGCACGCCCACGCCCGAGGAGCUGCCGCCCUGCUACGAGGGCACGGACUGGUCGGGCUGCACGCUGCAGGAGUUCAUGGACUGCCCGUACAACCUGGCCAACAACCGCCAGGUGCGCAUGCUGGCCGACCUGAGCCUGGUGGGCUGCUACAACCUGUCCUUCAUCCCCGAGGGCAAGCGGGCCCAGCUGCUGCUGGAGAGCGCCAAGAAGAACCUGCGGGGCAUGGCCUUCUUCGGCCUGACCGAGUUCCAGCGCAAGACGCAGUACCUGUUCGAGCGGACGUUCAACCUCAAGUUCAUCCGGCCCUUCAUGCAGUACAACAGCACGCGGGCGGGCGGCGUGGAGGUGGACGAGGACACCAUCCGGCGCAUCGAGGAGCUCAACGACCUGGACAUGCAGCUGUAUGACUACGCCAAGGACCUCUUCCAGCAGCGCUACCAGUACAAGCGGCAGCUGGAGCGCAGGGAGCAGCGCCUGAGGAGCCGCGAGGAGCGCCUGCUGCACCGGGCCAAGGAGGCGCUGCCGCGGGAGGACGCUGACGAGCCGGGCCGCGUGCCCACCGAGGACUACAUGAGCCACAUCAUUGAGAAGUGGUAGUGGCGGUGGUGGCCACAGGGAGGCCUCUUGGGGGGUGUGGGGGGUAAAACAGGACAGACAACAGGUCCACCCAAGACUGUCACGGGGAGAGUGUCCCACACCUGCUCCACAGGGAUAGCUGCGUCCUGAAAAUAAACAGAACAGGGACAUAGUGGGGCUGGGCGGGGAUGGCGGCUUGAGGAAUCGACAGGUGCAGCCAGCGGGUCAGAGGAAAGCAUGCUCGGAGGAUGCCACGGGCAGGGCAGGGCCUCCAGAGCAGGGGUUGUGCCUGCUCUCCUGGCCCCCUUGGAUUUAUCACAAAAACUGAAGGUUUGCACAAGAGACAAGGACAGCAGAACGUGGACCUGCCAGGCCAGGAGUGUGCCCCUCACCAGCUAUGCACACGGCACUCGCUCUUAGCUCCUCUCUCCAGGCUACUAGGAGUGAGACCGGCUUCUGGCAACUGCCCCGGCUCCAGGCCAUCCCAUAGGCCCUCCCCUUCUGGCUGCCCCCGAUGCCCCAAGGCCUGGGGAGCCCCCAGCUCACCCAUCUGUAGCUCCCUCAAGGUCAGGGCCCACCCCAUCUGAGGCAGAGAAGACUCGAGUCCCCAGGAAGCCCACUCCGCCCUGGUCCAUGGUCCUGCUCCAUGCUUUGGGUCAGGAGGCCAAAGCUGAUGUUCAGGCCCCACCCACUCCCCACAGUCCUCAGACCAAGGAGGGGUUUGGGGAGUGGGCCCAAGCUGCAUUGCCGGCCCUCUGUGGGCCGACUGGCAGCCCAGGAGUGGGGAGGCUUUGGCCGGAGAUGCUGCCACUUGUGCCUGAGUCCCUGGCUGGCCUUUGGAGGUGACCACCCAGGCAGACGUGGCUCAGACUGGAAGGGCUGGGGACCGAGCGCUUGCCUGCCUCAGUUCUCCUUUCUGACCCACUGGGAUUUGCUAGCAGGCUGCCCAGCCCCAUCACUGAGACACGUACUCAAGAGCUCAAAUACCACUGCUGCCACCAGCGUGUGGAUUAAGUUCAUCAGGCCUCCAUCGGCUGGAGCGUGGGACCGAGCCACACCCUCGGACCACAGUGGCUCUGGAUGGCCGGG